AUGGCGGGAGGCUACAGCUCUGUCUAUCGAGGACAGACUACGACACACGCGAGGACUACCGACUACGAGCCAGGACUCCUGCCACUGCGCCAGGACCCCUGCCACUCCCGUCCUGUCCUGCCAGAGCGCCCCGCUACAACACCAGGAAGCCAGUUCCUCUCUGCCCACGACGCAUGUACCGUGACUAUGCGUGUCUAUACCUCUGUCGUUAUAUCUGAAACCAUUGUCAAGUUCAUGCGACUCCGAGUAUGGCCUCAGAGCAUCAAUCUCAUCAAACAUGAUGCAGAGGAUUUUCGACGUGCACCGCCCACCGCAAGCCGACCAUCGUCCCAUUUAGUGAAUGACGAUGGUCCACAGAAAUUGUUUCCUCAAAGGAAGGCCCCUGCAGUGGAAACACAUCUCGAGGGGUAUGCCUUCAAAGCGGCGCUGGACGAGCAUAUAAAUAUCGGUUCGGUGGCCUUCAUCAUCUAUUCCUCACCCACUGCACCUACUGCCACUGCGACCUCGUACACACACUCUAACAUUUCAAUCAACUAUUUGUUGACCACGAUGAGAAAAUUCAUUCCCCACGUCUCCUCAUCGCAUGGUUCCGAUUCUUCCAAUGCAACCCAAUACACGCCAAACACUUGCUCCUACCACCCGCAUGGUGUGUCAGCUAACGGGAUGUAUAGUGCCUCUCCCGCAUACGCGCCCGUUGCACUUUCGCCUGGUGUGGGUGUUGGAGUCGUGCAUCACGCGUUCCAAACGGGACCAAAUGGUUAUUGCCCCCCUCCAGGAGCCGAUGUCUCGUGUGCCACUUAUGGUGGUCCAUACUCACUGCCAACUGCGGCUGCUCAUCCCCCACAAGACCCAUCCGCGACCCCUCUGUACCAUCAACCUAUUUCUUUUCCAGGAGCCGCAAACCCUUACGCUGCACUCGUACCGCACCAAGGAUACCUCCACCAGAAUCACGGGUCUGUGCUCGCAACGGGCUCUGCAUUUUCGUCUCUCCCUCAAGCACCACGUAUCAAUCAGAAGCACGUCGUGGAACACCUCCAUUACCACGACGUCAAGCAAGCCAAAAUAGCUCCCGGCGGAAUGAAGAACGACCCGUUAUUUACACCCGUGUUAGAUCGACUCGGUCAACCAAACGGGACAUUCGUGUGUUCUAGGGACGGCAUGGUGCUCAAUCCUGGAAGCUAUCUGAAGCACCUCAAGACAAAAAAGCACCUGGGCUUCAAACUAGAGAAAUUCAAGUGCUCUGGUUGUCCCAAAACGUAUACGAGACGCGAUGCCUACAAGAGGCACUUGAUCAAUAGCAAGUGUGGACAGGUGACAGCUGUGGACGCUCCGCCGCCAUACUCAGCUAGUCAGAACUCCACGAGUUCCGCUUCUGCUGCACCUGCAAUGGCACCUACCACUGCGCUCACUUAUUCUCACCUGUAUAGCCCCAUGUUCGCCGAAGAUGACAAUAACGACGACACUGAUUUUUAG
This is a messenger RNA of Suillus plorans, 1473 nucleotides long. RefSeq lists its product as uncharacterized. The record is from RefSeq and is a predicted model, not a curated record. Lineage: Eukaryota; Fungi; Basidiomycota; Agaricomycetes; Boletales; Suillaceae. The transcript has 7 exons. Bases 1 to 1473 code for a protein of 490 amino acids.